AUGUCCACAAAAGUUAAUCACUCAUCGAUGGAAAUCAUAUCGCAGGUCCAGAAAUCAUCAGCGGUGCGUCUCAAUACGGGAAAUAUUCAACGGCAUCCAGAACUGUUUCGACAGAUGUUCAGAAAUUCAGCGGAAGAACUUGUAGCUGCACUCGAACAUCAGCUUGAUGGACCAAAUGGACCGGAUUUGGAGAUGAGACCAGAUGGUACGAUAAUGCUUACUCGUGAUUCAGAAAACUGUCGUCUAAAUACUAUCGAAAAAAACGAUAUGAAGAUAACUUUGAAGGUAUUUAUGUCUUCAUUAGACAUAAAACAGGUGGAAGAAAGCAUCGAUACAGCUUUACACGAGAUCAACACCAAAUCAAUUUCUCAAUUGAUCAUUGCUUUUCCUCCGGAUGAUAAAUUAGACAUAGAUCCAUCCGUACCUACAGAAGUAGAGGAAUGGUUGUCGCAUAUCCUACCGUUUUGGACACAGCUAGAAACUUUGGUAAGGACUCACAAGAUAAACACAUUAGGUGUAGCGGAUCUUGACUAUGAGCAGUUAAAAGCGCUUUAUGAAUCUACGAAUGAUCAUCGCCCAAUGAUUGACCAUUAUAGCACUGAACAUUGUUGUACGGUUCCUCCUGAAUUACGCGAAUAUGCGAAGCAAAAGGACAUUCAAUUAUUAACUCACAAUGACCCGAAUUUACACAGUAUUAAUGAAAGACUAGAUGCCACAACAAGGAAGCUGUUCGGAAAUGAGCAUUUCGAUCUUCUCUUCAUUGCAAGGCUUACGGUAUGGUUGCGAAGCCGUUCAAUAAUCGUUGGAAAAGGUUACAUCCUCAAGUUUAUGAGGAAGAUUUCUUAA
Messenger RNA from Brugia malayi, 846 nucleotides. RefSeq lists its product as uncharacterized. Gene Ontology annotation, molecular function: glutamate-cysteine ligase catalytic subunit binding; enzyme regulator activity. Gene Ontology annotation, biological process: glutathione biosynthetic process. Gene Ontology annotation, cellular component: glutamate-cysteine ligase complex. The record is from RefSeq and is a predicted model, not a curated record. Bases 1 to 846 code for a protein of 281 amino acids. Lineage: Eukaryota; Metazoa; Nematoda; Chromadorea; Rhabditida; Onchocercidae. The transcript is spliced from 6 exons.